Orbicella faveolata is the source of this 2792-nucleotide messenger RNA. RefSeq names its product dermatan-sulfate epimerase-like protein. Lineage: Eukaryota; Metazoa; Cnidaria; Anthozoa; Scleractinia; Merulinidae. The record is from RefSeq and is a predicted model, not a curated record.
AUGGAAUUUCUCUUCGAUUGUACUGUUCAACUCGAUAUUUUACGACUUUCUUGGGGCACACAGUAUAUUCAAAAUCACGUUGCAACUAAUUACGUCGCUUUUUUCACUGGUGCCUUAGUCGUUGAAAACCACAACAAAGAAGCGACAAUUUGGAAGGAAAGAGCUCAUCUCAUGCUCAACAGAACGAUGUUUCUUCUAAGCCAUGUUGUAGAUGGUUCCAUGGAGGAAGGAGUUGCUUAUGGCUCGUACACCUCACGGUCUUUGACUCAGUACAUUUUUUUGGCCAAGAGACACCUUGGUAUUGAUUUGACAAACAACAUUUGGCUGCGACAACACUUUUGGUUCCUAUACCGCACCAUUCUUCCAGGUUUUACUGAGACAGUCGGCAUUGCUGAUUCAAACUCCAAUUGGUUUUACGGUCCCGAAAGUCAACUCGUUUUCUUGGAUAAUUUUGUAAUGAGAAAUGGUUACGGAAACUGGCUGGCAAGUAAAAUUCGUAGGUUACGAUUGGAAGAUCCUCAGGUAAAAGGUAACUUUGGGCAGCGUUUCUGCACACUGUAUACUGAAUUUUUAUUCUUCGAUGCAAGCAUUCCCGAGAGAGAACCACCUAAUGCAUACAUUCCUCAUCUGCAUAUUUUCCAAGACUGGGGUGUCGUUACUUACGGAGGUGGCGCUCUGGAUAAAGAUGGGGAGAGAAGUACCUUCCUCUCGUUCAAGUCCAGCGUUCUGCAUGGCAGGGCAGUGAACGAAAUUGUUAGACGCAAACCUUAUGACUGGAUAUUAGGAUGGCCUAAUUUCAAUCCAGGCCACGAACAUCCUGACCAAGGGUCGUUUGUAUUUGCACCUAAUGGGGUUCCUUUUAUCAGCGAGACCCUUUAUGGGCCAAAAUACACGUGGCUCAACAAUGCACUCUUAUUUGGACCCACAACCAAGCCCACUUGUUCUGGGCCCUUUGAAGGCCAAAUUGGAGACUGUGAAAAAUGGCUAAAUUACAAAGACGAAAAAUUAUGGUUUGCUGACGCUAGUGUCGUUGCUGCCGCACAAUCUGAAGAAGUUGUUUUCAUGAGUGGCGAGAUGUCUGGAUGGUACAAUUCUUUCCUUGGACUUACAAGUGUUUAUCGUGCUCUUCUUCUGUUAGGACCUGGGGUUCUUUUAGUAGUUGACCAUAUUGAGACAAGACCAGACAGCCCAACCCAAUACGUUGGAGCGUUUUUUCAUAACAGAAACUCGCCCUUCGAGCUAAAAGAAGACCGGCAUGGAGAAACAGUCGGCUCAAUUACUUUGCGUGGUAAACGGUAUCUUGUUCUUUUAGGCAACUCUCAUAGAGGACGCAGUAUUGUACAUUCCCAACGCGCCGAACAUCCAAGCGAGAGUAGACCUAGAAAUACUAACUUCCUCAACAUCACAGCAAGACUAAAGCAGAGGCAAACAAGAUUGGCGUACGUUUUUGUUGCACCUGAAAAUAACGUGACGAAGCCUCAAUUACAAGACGAUGAAAAUGGCGUGCAUGCUUCUUUAGAAAUCAAUGGCCUCUCGUAUCACAUAUCAAUUGCUACUAGGUUCAAUUCUUCACGGGGAAGGCGUAAGUUCCUCGGCUUUGAUGGAUUUACAAGAGUUCAAGUUGGUAAUAACUGUGUGAUAAAGUUUGGAUUACGGAACAAAGCAGCAACUCAGAGCAUUAACCAGUGGGCCGUUAGUCCAGUAUUCUCUUUCAAAACAAAUUUCAUUAUUUUCUUUGCAUGGAUCCUUGGUUUCCUUGUAAUAUUUCGAAGUGCAUUCUAUAAAUUUCGACGGCGCAUUUGUACUAUAUAUUUGAUUUUUGGACUCACCUUACUACCGUGGAUUAUAACAGUGUUCUCAUAAGACAAAUUAUACUCUGUAAAAACGCGACGCUCAAAGAUUUCGUGCCAAAAUAAACACUUUUCCGGCAUUGGGUUUGUCAAAAUUACAAAAUGGCAAAUCAUUCCAAAUAAUUGAGGACGACAUGGACACGUACAAUCCUGGUCAGAGUAAAAUAAGAAAUAAAAGUAGCCCUUCCCCCCAAGUCAAUGAUGAACACGCGCUAAAGCCAAAUCGCACCAUUUUUUUUUGUUCAUCGUUGAAAUGAGGGGAGGGGUGGUCUUAACUUUUCAUUUAAAUUGACCGAAAUUGUAACUUCAGAUCGAGAGACAUUCGAUAUUUACAGAAAUCUUGUCCUUUUCAACUCAUUUUUCGCGUCGUUACCCGUUGUAUAUACGCGGCUCCUCAAAUACUUACCAAAUGCCUGGAACAAGUUUGUAUUACUACAUUCAACAUGGCCUCCGCGCCUUUGUCAUUGAAAUCUCUAGGGAUUUGUCGCAAACUGAGCAUGACGUCACGUCAUCCACAUUGGUGUUCCAAAACAAUGAAACGGCGGUCAUGUUGGUGUACCAUGCCAAUCCUGUGGGAUUUGAACUCUUUUCUUAUGUAAACAUUUCCAUUUGUUUCAAUAAAUUUGUAUAUGUGCUGGCCAUGUGAAUGAAAACGCUCCAUAACCUUAAGUCAUAAUUACUCAACAAUCGAGAUCAUCGAAGAAUUAAAGCAAUAAUGUGAACUGACUCGAGACGAUCAUCAUAGCCAUCAAAAUCGUUACAUCAGUCUCUGCAUUAGAAUUGCAGGAAGCAUUCCACUAUUAACUGUCCUCUAUUUUUUAUGCUUUCAUUAAAACAAAGGAGCACCUUGGGAUGUUUAGGAACAUACCAUUAUUUUCUCAGGACGCGUGGGGGGCGGGGGAAUUUUUGGGGCAGGAAUUUUUUUCUCGCCUUUAGAUUUUG